UUUGUACAAUGAGGCACAAACAUGUUUAAUAGAAGAUGUGUAGCCAGAAUUGUGCUAGUUGUUGUCGUUGUCUUGGGGAUCUCUCGCUUCAAAGGAGUUGAUAGCAGACCUUUAUGGGGACGUAUGCCACUAGGACCUCCAUAUAUUCCAUUGUCACAAGUACUCCCUGGGGGUAAAGGUGUGACGUAUCUUAGCGACCUGACACAGAACUUUGGAGAYGAUAUGAGUCACCAGAUAUCACUUGGAGGSAAGUUGGUCAGUGCUGUUGGAAAUGCUAUUCAAAACCAYGAGGAUCUCUCCAGCAAGGAGGUAGAUGAUAUUUCGCACAUUGUUGACUCGAAUUAUCGAUCUGAUUAUAACGAAGAGGGAGAUGAUGAUGAUCAGGGCGAAUAUCGWGACGAUUAUGAAGAACCUUAGAAACUCAUUYUUCUGAAAAAAUCAAGAGCUGCUCUUGCGCAUUCUUAGCUGUUGUACAUUACUUCCAACAMAGCCAUUAAAUGGCACCGAAGUUUUAACAGUCCAACCAAAUCAAAAUAAAACUUUAUAAAGACAUUUUAUACUCGAUCGUCCUUUGCACAAAAGUUCAAAUACUCUAGAAAUAUUUACUGUUCAUUAGUUGAUUUAUUAGAAAAUUGUUUACCUAUAAAAUGCCUUAAUUCAUUAAAUAAAAUAAAAAAUUGUCUUUUCUGGAUCUAAGGAUUGAAAGCUCAGUCAAUGAAAUCAAAAUAUGGCAGUUGAUAUAAAGAGAUUCAUACUAUCUAUAAAUAAAGUCUAUCAUUACUUUCCAAUUAAACCAGCAUUUAUCAUGAAAACUAAAAUCAAUUUUUUAAAUAAAAASCAAUGUYGAUUAAGUCAUACCAACAGCCAUUGUCGGGGCAGCAACCAUUUCAKAAACGAUGUAUUCCCAUGCAGUUUAAGGAAUAUUAAAUUAAUUGUGAAUUGUUUUGACCUUGCCUUAKAUCUUGCAUGUUAAGUAAUUUUCAGUGAGCUUGCUAGUUCAUUAAAAUGGAUUCAGAUUG
This is a messenger RNA of Exaiptasia diaphana, 1019 nucleotides long. RefSeq lists its product as uncharacterized. The transcript is spliced from 2 exons. The coding region runs from base 22 to 417 and encodes 131 amino acids. The record is from RefSeq and is a predicted model, not a curated record. NCBI's taxonomy places the organism in Eukaryota, Metazoa, Cnidaria, Anthozoa, Actiniaria, Aiptasiidae.